Molecule: messenger RNA, 914 nt
Organism: Aureobasidium uvarum
Lineage: Eukaryota; Fungi; Ascomycota; Dothideomycetes; Dothideales; Saccotheciaceae
Source: the annotation of a GenBank genome assembly
GGGUACAAUAUCUCUGGCGAAGCCGUCAUGGUGAGUUUCCGUGUCCUGCGAUAUUCGUGAUGGAUUGCUUGUUGGUAGCAUAUGCUCUAGAUUGUUUGGGUCUGAUUAUAUGCGAUACUUGGACAUAUGCUCUGGGUGGCAUGCGAUACAUACCCCAAGGCGAAGGACUAUCGGCAGUGGAUAUGAAGAAUGAAGUCAUUCUGGACAAGAUAUCGUUCACCUCGAACUAUUUCUACGACACGGAAAUGUACUGGCCCAAAGCUGCGUUGAUUGCUCUUUACUUCAAGAUCAUCCCAAGUACCAUGCCACGGCUAAGGAUGUCAUUGUAUAUUGUCACUGGACUUGUGGUCGCGUGCGCUAUAUGUACGUUCUUGCUCGACACUCUUUGGUGUGCGCCGAAUGUCUCGAGCAACUGGUCAUUGGAGGAAGGCGCAUGCUCGACUUUCAACUCGCUUCUUGUCUUACAGAUCGACUGGGCGAUGAACUGCUUCUCUGAUAUUGCGAGUCUUGCCACCAUCGCCGUCAACCUCGCCCGAUUCAUCACCAUCCAAACCGGCAACAACUGGAAUGCCGUCUUUAUAUGGUCCAUGGCCGAAAUGGCCGUCGCAAUCAUCGUCGUCUCCCUCCCCGCACUCAAAACACUACUACGCCGCAAGAACAAGACUCCCACGAGCUCAAAUUCAUAUUCAAAUGGUCAUCAUUAUGUGGUCACCGCUUCGCACCGAAAGUCUGUGUUUGGGAGGGGAGAUCCGCUGAAUGAUAGCGGUAGUGAUGUGGAGCUUAAUCAUGUCGGCAAAAGAGAUGUUAUUUACAAGAUUAAAGAGGUUAGUGUUGAUUCGAGGCCGAUUGAGGAGAGUGAUGAUGGAGGGCCGGUGGCUUCGGCUUGGACGAACAAUGGGUAUGGUGGUGGUGUU